This is a messenger RNA of Acinonyx jubatus (cheetah), 3857 nucleotides long. It is a transcript of the gene RILPL1, whose product is annotated as Rab interacting lysosomal protein like 1. Gene Ontology annotation, molecular function: protein dimerization activity. The record is from RefSeq and is a predicted model, not a curated record. Gene Ontology annotation, cellular component: cytoplasm; ciliary basal body. The transcript is spliced from 7 exons. Lineage: Eukaryota; Metazoa; Chordata; Mammalia; Carnivora; Felidae. Gene Ontology annotation, biological process: cilium assembly. The coding region runs from base 604 to 1884 and encodes 426 amino acids.
CGGCGGGUCGCGGAACGGGGCCCGCGGGGACCCGGGCGCCCUCGGGCGGCGGAAGCCGGGCGCGCCCCUCGCCAGGCCGGGAUCGGGGCGGGGCGCGCGGCAUCCCCGCGGGGGGAGCCGGUCACCGGGUCUCGCCGCCACCAAAGUUUCCCGGAGGAGCCGCGGCCGCCCUUCCUUCCCCGGCCCCGGGCGUGGGGGCGACCCCCGGGCGAGAACUGUUUCCGAGGGCGACCGGGCCCCGUCUCCGGCUAGACCCCGCGCCUCCAUUGCGCCCAACUCGGAUUCCCAACUUGGGAGGCGCCGCGGGCCUGCGCACGCGCGCCUUCCUCGCCGCCGCCGCCGCCUCCUCCCGCGGGGGAGCAGGCUCCGGGCCGAGCCGCGCGCCGAGACUCGCCCCCCGCGCGCCGCCCUCCGGCUCGCGGUCCGCCGCCCCCGCCCAUGCGGACGCCCGCCCGCCGCCCGGUGCGCCCUCGCCCGAGGGCCAGCUGAGCGCGGACCGCCCGCGGCGGCGCGAGGUGGGCCCGGCCCGGCGCUGCCCUCGACAGCGGCAAGUUUGGGAGUUGCACUAGUUUGCGGGGUGGGGGAGAGGCCGGGCGGGGGGCCAUGGAGGAGGACCGGGGGUCGUCGCUGGCGGCCGAGUCGGCGCUGGAGAAGAACGUGGCGGAGCUGACCGUCAUGGACGUGUACGACAUCGCGUCGCUCGUGGGCCACGAGUUCGAGCGGGUCAUCGACCAGCACGGCUGCGAGGCCAUCGCGCGCCUCAUGCCCAAGGUCGUGCGUGUCCUGGAGAUCCUGGAGGUGCUGGUCAGCCGCCACCACGUCGCGCCUGAGCUGGACGAGCUGCGCCUGGAGCUGGACCGUCUGCGCCUGGAGAGGAUGGACCGCAUCGAGAAGGAGCGCAAGCACCAGAAGGAGCUGGAGCUGGUGGAGGACGUGUGGCGGGGGGAGGCGCAGGACCUCCUCUCUCAGAUUGCCCAGCUGCAGGAGGAAAACAAGCAGCUCCUGACCAACCUCUCGCACAAAGACGCCAGCUUCUCGGAGGAGGAGUUCCAGAAGCACGAAGGCAUGUCGGAGCGCGAGCGGCAGGUGAUGAAGAAGCUGAAGGAGGUGGUGGACAAGCAGCGGGACGAGAUUCGCGCCAGGGACAGGGAGCUGGGUCUGAAGAACGAAGACGUGGAGGCCCUGCAGCAGCAGCAGACACGGCUGAUGAAGAUCAACCACGACCUCCGGCACCGCGUCACAGUGGUGGAGGCCCAGGGGAAGGCCCUGAUCGAACAGAAGGUGGAACUAGAGGCAGAUCUGCAAACCAAGGAACAGGAGAUGGGCAGCCUGCGGGCAGAGCUUGGGAAGCUGCGAGAGAGGCUGCAGGGUGAACUCAGCCAGAAUGGAGAGGAGGAGCCCGAGACGGAGCCGGGCGGAGAGGCGUGUGUCUCGGAGGCGGAGAAGAUGGCCAUGGAUCUCAAGGACCCCAACCGCCCCCGCUUCACCCUGCAGGAGCUGCGGGACGUGCUGCACGAGAGGAACGAACUCAAGUCCAAGGUGUUUUUGUUGCAGGAGGAGCUGGCGUACUAUAAGAGUGAAGAAAUAGAAGAGGAAAAUCGAAUACCCCAACCUCCACCGGUCGCCCACCCGAGAAUGUCCCCCCAGCCGGAGUCUGGGAUCAAGCGACUACUGUUCUACAAAGGACUCUGGGCCCUUCUCCCCUUCACUGUGGCCUCUGUCUGCUCAGCAAGACCUGGGGCUCCGAGACUGGGAAGAGAAGCCGCUGGAAUUGGGGAGCCAGAGAGCGAGAAACACACAGAGGGGGAGAGAGAAAUCAGAAUCCCCCCGUCCACAGGGUGCAGGUGGCCAGUCCCAUGGCCACCCCGGCCUUCUAGGGGAUGACUAGAAGAUCAGACUGGCACAAAAGGCUUUUGACCAGCCCAGGCAGGACACUGGUCGCCUUUGUCCACCUCGGCUGCUGACUGAGAACUGUCAGUGUGGCCUGUGAGCCCAGAGCCAGGGGCCGGGACGUAAUCUUUCCUGGGGCUGGGGCAGGGAAUGGGGCUCUUAACAUGGUUUCACGCCCGCCUCCCUUCCCAUCCCUCACACCUCUGGCACCCAUCGGGGUCCACUUGUCCCUCGGUCCUUGCUUUUGUGGAAUACGAAUCACACAGCCUCUUUAGUACAGGACCUGGCUGCUUCCUAGCUCAACCUCAUGCCUUUGACCGGUUUUUUCCACCCACCAGUGAGUGAGCAGUACCUACCCUGGAGGUCUGGAGGGGCUCCAUCAGCUUACAGCACCUACACUGAGGUAUCUUCCCCCUGGUCAGAGACUCAGAGCUGGGAGACUUAGCCCCACUUCUCAGGUGAAUAUCGGGCCCAGAGAAGCCCACUGACUUCAUUUAGAUCGUACCAUUGGGAAGGGUCAGAGGUGGGGUUUGAACCGUGCCUUCUGUGUACCUCCCACCGCCCGUUUCCUUGCCCCAUUCCUGAGUCACCAGCUGUGGGCCGACUGCCCAGUCCCUUCUGUCCCAAGUGCACCACAAGCCAGGGACGUCAGCAUCUAUGUUUCUGGGCUGAACCGGCGAAGGGAACCAGAAACUCCUGUCACCAGUUAAAACUGUGCCCAGAAGACGGUCCAAGAAAAGCUUGUGACUGAGCAGCUGCCGGCCGGAGAGUCCAGGUUGGCACUGCCUGGGAAGGUCACGAGGGAGCUCUGAGUGACUCCAGUCUUGUCCCCAGCGGCCACCAGGCACCAGCGCCCCCUUUGUGUGGCCUCGGUCUCUCCGUUACAGAGGUACACACAGCACCCAGCUGUCUGCCGAGCAGGGGCGGAGGGGCCGGCCAGGGAGGCAGGGCGCAGGCAACGGUUCUUAUGCGCCCGAGAGGUUGGCCUCAGAGGAGGCAGCCACCCAAGUAUCAGACACUAGUCCCUGUCCUCCUACCCACCGCCCUCCUUGCUUCAGCCCAGAAAUAGCUUCCUCACAGCCGCCCAUUGCACUGCCUGAAACGCCACUGUUAGAACUGCAUUUGGUUUGCAUCUUCCAGAAAUAAUCAGUGGGGAGGGAGAAGGUAAAGCCAGCCACACCAUAUUCAGACAUAAACUUUUGACCAAAAAAAGCCAGUCUUCUCUUUUUUUUUUUUUUUUUAAUGCUUAUUUAUUUUUGAGAGAGAGAGAGACAGAGCACAAGCAGGGGAGGGGCAGAGAGAGCGGGAGACACAGAAUCCGAAGCAGGCUCCAGGCUCCAGGCGGUCAGCACAGAGCCCGACGCGGGGCUCGAACCCACGAACCAUGAGAUCAUGACCUGAGCGUAAGUCAGACACUUAACUUACUGAGCCACCCAGAUGCCCAAGCCAGUCUUUUCCCAGGAAGUGGCUGUCCCUCCAGAGGACAGGGAGGCUUCUGGGAAGGAAGGGGGCUGUCCAUUCAGUGAAGCAUAUAGUUACUUGACUGGAACCUUCCAGGUGUCCCAAGUCCCCUGUGCACCAGUCUGAUCCCUGAUGGGACCCCAAAUGAAGCCCAGCAUUUCCAGGCGGGCAUACAUCUCACCCUGCAUCUGGGGCCAUCCUCCACAGUGACUGUGUCUUUGGGGGCUCCCUGUUACGCCACGAGGGGUCCUGGCAGAGGUCCAGCCCCUGGAAAGCCAACAGUGCCGGGCAGCCCAGCCUCUGGGGAUUGGGCACGUUCAGAUGACAAAAGGUGCCCCCUUUUCUCAUCGCCGUGAGAAGGCAUCCACGUGGUUCUGCCAGGAUGCCAACUCCCAGCUGCCUUUUGAAGUGUAUCAGAGGUGAAUCCAAACACAGAUAAUCCCAAACCUCACUAGACACUCACAUUCUAUCUUUUCCCCGCCCGCAUCUAAAAAAAAAAAUCAAAA